CCAAUUAAUCAUUUGGUUCUUCUACAACGAAAACCCUAAUUCUUCCCCUCUUCAGUAAUCGUCUCCAAUUUGGCAAUUUUCCCACUUACCGAAGAAUUUUGAAACUUCAAAAUUCGCUAACCUUUGAGGAAAAGACCGUAUUUAUCCCCUCGAAGUUGAACAGAUCAGAAUUGUUGGCUUCUUUUUAGAGGCAUUUACGCAAACACUUAGUGCAUUCAUCUUGGUUGAUCCAUAGAAGAUGGGAAGACGCAAAAAUUCUUUGGCUGAUUCUAAAGAUCGAGAAGGUUGCAAAAGUUCUUCGGCUGAUAAGCCUCCUAAAGAUCGAGAAGGUUCAUGGAAAAAGAUUUUUGAAGGACUCGCUAACUUGGUACAAGACCAACAGCGACAGCUUGAGUCCCUCCUAAAAGAAAGAAAAUCCCUCGAAAAAAGAAUCAGAUCGCAGCACGAUAGAUGGGUCUUCGACGUUAAGCUAUUAGAAGAUUAUAUUUCCCAGAUGAAGAGAGGCUCAAAAAUUAAAGAUAUGGCUCGUGCUGUUGAGGCUGCAAAGGCAAAUUUGAUCAUAUCUAUGAAGCAAAAAGAAGCAAUAAUGCACAAAUUAAAAUUUGAAGAUGCAGAAGAUGAACGAGCUGAUCUAAAACUUCUCUUUGAUGAACUUUCUCGAUUUCUACAUGAGCCAAAACAUCUAACAAGAAGCAACAGCAAGAAUAUUGAUGAGUCUGCACUGAAAGCAGAGAGGGAUUUUGCAUGGAAUCAGUUCAAGAAAACCGAUGCCCAAUUGCAAGAACAUGUUAAGAAAACCAAAUCUGAAGUUGAAGCUGCGAAUGAUAGAAUACAGAAACUGAUCUCUGAAUUGGAGCAAUCACAGUCAUUAAACAUAGAAAAGAACAGAACGAUUUCAUCCUUACAAGAUGACAUGGCUGAGUUGGAAUCUGAUUCAAGAAAAAAGAGUGAAGAAAUUUCAAGACUCACAAAAGAACUGGAGUUGUUACGUGGUGAUUCUAAUAAUAAUACCAAUAAUCGUUCUAAGCUUUCUAUUACACCUGUAUUGCGUAGAUGCACAGUGGAAUCAGGAGGCAUGUCUAGUCGUUCAAGUGACAUUGUCAAUGAGAAGGGAGAGAGGAGAAGUUCUAAGAGAAAAGGAGGUGACACUGAACCAAGGCUGUUUACAUCAAGAUUUAAAGUUCCAAAGUUGAAGCACAUGUCCACAUAGUGAAUUAGAGGGCAUAAGUUGUAUGUAUGUAUGCUUGGUCAAGUUAGUAACUUUACCAGUUACUCUGUUAGUUAAAUAGUUACCAUGUUUUAAGGUUAGAAGUGUGUAAAAUUGUAGGCUCAU
Messenger RNA from Lactuca virosa, 1333 nucleotides. The record is from the annotation of a GenBank genome assembly. NCBI's taxonomy places the organism in Eukaryota, Viridiplantae, Streptophyta, Magnoliopsida, Asterales, Asteraceae.